AUGGAGAAAGGAAAACUCAUUGCGACACCUCAGCGAACAUGGCCCUGGAGAAACAUCGUGUGGACGGUAGUAGCCGCAGGGAUAGUGGGCCUGGUGGGGUUCAGUAAAUCGCCUAUCCCGACUCCACGCUGGGCAUGUCGGGACGAUCAAAUCCAAGACUUGCCCUAUGGAUUAUUCCCACAAGAGAACGACCCAUUCCAGUUUCUCCCCUGCACAAAUACAAGUCAUCUGCCACCACUGGACGACCCGACUCCACGACAAUCAUGGGCCGCCCUCUUCGACCCCAACCCAGAGCAUUGGAGCUGGGGGAGCACAGGCCGAGGCAUCUACCUGUGUGGAUACUUAGAUCUCCCACUCGAUUAUCACAACUCUUCAGACCCUCGUAUCGUCCGCAUUGCAGUUACCAAAUUCCAGGUCGCUGGUCUGGCUCAUAAGAACGAUCCCAGUAUUUCAACCAAGAGCUACAAGAGCGAGCGCACUAUCGUCAUAAACCCAGGAGGCCCAGGAGGGAGCGGGACAUCUUUCCUUUGGGAGACUGCGGAGGAGACGACCAACCGCUUCAGUGACGGCCAAUUUGAUGUGCUAGGGUGGGAUCCCCGCGGUGUGAAUUCCUCACUCCCCGCCGCGUCCUGUUUCCCUCGAUAUGGGUUCCGGGACCGAUGGUCACUCCUAGCACACCAAUAUCGCGAGGAGGCCCCAAAGUCCCAACUAGAGGCUGCGGAUGCCAUGAACAACGCCACAUUCUUUGCCUGCCAGCAGCGACUGGGAGAUUUCGGUCGCUUCGUCAGCACCGCAUCGGUGGCACGCGAUCUAGAUGAGAUCCGAAAAGCACUCAACGAGGAAGAACUCACCGGAUAUCUAGUUAGCUAUGGUACAGGUAUUGGCCAGACAUAUGUCAACAUGUUCCCCACCCGAGCGGGGCGUUUGAUUCUCGAUGGAACGGAAUAUGUCAAGGACCAUCGUCUCCUAGGCGGCUUUGGCUGGACUUCUCUCGACAACACGACAGAUGCAUGGCGCGACGGGUUCUUAGGGGAGUGUAUUAACGCCGGUCCGAAGUGGUGUGCAUUGGCCAAUCCUCUUCCUGGCCAGAACGGGCCCGUCACACUCGCACAGUUGGAAACGCGUAUGACCCAGCUACUUGAGUCGCUCAAAGCUCGCCCACAAUCCGCAUACUCGGAAUCAGUCGGUCCUUCUUUGGUCACGUACUCAGCGCUCGUGGAUAGAGCUCUCUACCCGGCUAUGUACAAGCCAACGGAUUGGCCGAGAACCGCACAAAUGCUCUAUGAACUCGAAGCAGGAAAUGCGACUCUGGCAGCCAACUCCAUAGAUCUCAUAUGGAACGACCGUUCUGAGAAGCCAUCGUAUCAUGUCCUAUCUUCCAGCGAGCUCGAUCUUCUCGUGAUCUGCGCCGAUUCAUACGAUGCGCCUCUCCCAGACGGACUCGAAUGGUGGGACCAGUUGUGGGAGAAUAUGUCUACCCAGAGCUGGAUAGCUGGAAACUCCCGCUUUUUCGCAAUUCUACCUUGUCGAUAUUAUAAUACCUAUUGGGACCCUCCUUCGGAGGUGUAUCGUGGCGAUCUCAACCAUACUCUCAAGACUCCUGCCCUGCUUAUCGCUUCCCCAUAUGACCCUGCAACACCGUUGCGGAAUGGAAGAAGACUGCUAGCGGAGAUGGGUGACAAUGCCCGGUUGAUCGUUCAUCAUGCUUAUGGGCAUAGCUCGAGACGUGACAGCUCGGACUGCACGGAUCGAGUUGCUAAGGCUUAUAUUUUACACGGGACCCUUCCUACGGAACAGGAAAUCCAGUGUUAUGCGAAUCACAAGCCUUAUGUUCGAGGUCUUGCCGGCAACGAAUGA
Molecule: messenger RNA, 1857 nt
Organism: Penicillium griseofulvum
Lineage: Eukaryota; Fungi; Ascomycota; Eurotiomycetes; Eurotiales; Aspergillaceae
Exons: 1
Coding region: 1-1857 (618 amino acids)
Source: RefSeq, a predicted model, not a curated record